This is a messenger RNA of Klebsormidium nitens, 817 nucleotides long. NCBI's taxonomy places the organism in Eukaryota, Viridiplantae, Streptophyta, Klebsormidiophyceae, Klebsormidiales, Klebsormidiaceae. The record is from the annotation of a GenBank genome assembly.
AUGAUAUACGCGCCCAGUGUGCCUCAGAUUGCGGACAACCACAACGCUGAGCACAACGUGCCGUUCAAAAGGGGGAAACCACUUCGAGGACUCAAAGCCUCUGAGGAUCUUUAUGAUCCAGAGAUCCCCAACUUAGGUGCGCUUCUGAGCCACCUGCCCGGUACUUACCACAGUGACCGACGCGCCGGUUUCCACCGCUCGCCGCGCAUUGACAACAGGGGUUCGAAACCCGCCAUGUUGAUCAACGGCCGCGUCGUACACAACCUGCUACUAGACGGCGGAGCCGAAGCCGCCAUCACUGGCCGCUCAAGCGCUGCUGCCAUGGGGAUCACCCCUGACAUGAUCGAUCGCAAUGCCAUUGUCUUUCGCACUUGCACCGGGGCUCUGACCGAACGGUUAGACCAAACCAAGGAACCGGUUAGCUUUGUGCUUAACCCGGAUACUCCUGACGAGCUCAUCAUCAUGGCCCAUGUGGUCAUUGUGAAUCAGAACGUGCCCGAUACUGUUAUCGGCAUGAGCGUCAUGGGACCCGCCGAGUUGACUCCGGAUAUGCGGAGGAAACGGGCAAAGUAUUAUGUGGAGAGGGGACAGGCGGCUCGCAACAUUCGGUCACUGGCCACGCCAGACCGGCCGCCGCCUGUGAUCCGGGACCCUGAGUACCGGCACUUGCGACCGUUGGCCACAGUCUUGGUUGACAAGAAAGAGGCUCUAGCCACCCCAGAUCCUGGCAUGGUGGUCGUUGAGCUCUUUUCUGGCCUCAUGGCCACAACCGAAGCUCUGCUUCGACAAGGCGUCACUAUCCGAAAGGUUUACGCCU